AUGCUAUCUAUCUAUCUAUCUAUCUAUCUAUCUAUCUAUCUAUCUAUCAUUAUCAUUUCACCUCUAUCUAUCUAUCUAUCUAUCUAUCUUUUCACCUCUAUCUAUCUAUCUAUCUAUCAUUUCACCUCUAUCUAUCUAUCUAUCUAUCUAUCAUUUCACCUCUAUCUAUCUAUCUAUCUAUCUAUCUAUCUAUCUAUCUAUCUAUCUAUCUUUUCACCUCUCUCUCUAUCUAUCUAUCUAUCUAUCUUUUCACCUCUAUCUAUCUAUCUAUCUAUCUAUCUAUCUAUCUAUCUAUCUUUUCACAUCUAUCUAUCUAUCUAUCUAUCUAUCUAUCUCUUAUUCCACAUCUAUCUAUCUAUCAUUUCACAUUUAUCUAUCUAUCUAUUGACCAUGUUUCUCUCCACCUCUCUCUUUCCAUCACUCUCUUUCCACCUCCCCCUCUUUCCACCUCUCUCUCUUUCCAUCACUCUCUUUCCACCUCUCCCUCUUUCCACCUCUCUCUCUUUUUCAUCACUCUCUUUCCACCUCACCCUCUUUCCACCUCUCACUCUUUCCAUCACUCUCUUUCCACCUCUCCCUCUUUCCACCUCUCUCUCUUUCAAUCACUCUCUUUCCAUCACUCUCUUUCCACCUCUCUCUCUCUCUUUCCACCUCUCUCUCUUUUCAUCACACUCUUUCCACCUCACCCUCUUUCCCUCUCUCUCUUUCUUUCCAUCACUCUCUUUCCACCUCACCCUCUUUCCCCAUUCUCUCUCUUUCCAUCACUCUCUUUCCACCUCUCUCUCUUUCCAUCACUCUCUUUCCACCUCUCCCUCUUUCCACCUCUCUCUCUUUCCAUCACUCUCUUUCCACCUCUCCCUCUUUCCAUCACUCUCUUUCCACCUCUCCCUCUUUCCACCUCUCUCUCUUUUCAUCACUCUCUUUCCACCUAACCCUCUUUCCACCUAUCUCUCUUUCCAUCACUCUCUUUCCACCUCUCCCUCUUUCCAUCACUCUCUUUUCAUCAAUCUCUUUAUACCUCACACUCUUUCCACCUCUUUCUCUUUCCAUCACUCUCUUUCCACGUCUCCCUCUUUCCACCUCUCUCUCUUUCCAUCACUCUCUUUCCACCUCUCUCUCUCUUUCCAUCACUCUCUUUCCACCUCUCCAUCUUUCCACCUCUCUCUUUUCAUCACUCUUUCCACCUCACCCUCUUUCCACCUCUCUCUCUUUCCAUCACUCUCUUUCCACCUCUCCCUCUUUCCACUUCUCUCUCUUUCCAUCACUCUCUUUCCACCUCUCCCUCUUUCCACCUCUCUCUCUAUUCAUCUCUCUCUUUCCACCUCAGCCUCUUUCCAUCACUCUCUUUCCACCUCUCUCUCUCUCUCUUUCCAUCACUCUCUUUCCACCUCUCCCUCUUUCCAUCACUCUCUUUCCACCUAA
This is a messenger RNA of Acanthosepion pharaonis, 1422 nucleotides long. Lineage: Eukaryota; Metazoa; Mollusca; Cephalopoda; Sepiida; Sepiidae. The record is from the annotation of a GenBank genome assembly.